CGCACGCCCGAGGCCCGUGGUGCCGCCCCCGCGCCUUCUCGGGCUCGCCCAGAGCUCCCUGGCGCGCUUCACGAGGUUUCGAGAAUCGAAACCCAGUUAUCAACAAGCCCUUCCCACUCACGCGCCGUGACUGAUUUGCGUGCAAGAGUGGACUCAUGAGUCCACACUUGGAUCGGGUUUAUCAAUGGAGUAAAUGGUCUAGCUAGACACCAAGGUUUAAAAGAGCGGUCGUGAGGAACCUCCGGAGCCCAACCGUGAUGAUCUAAAGACAGGCUGUGUCCUCGAGAAUUUUGGGAAGUUUCUGCAGUUGCAGGAUUUUAGUCGUGAUCUGGUUUUGAUGACCACUUAUGAUUCCUGGGGCAUUUAAAGUGUCUCCUCCUGGGGAAAAUGAAAAGAGAUUUGUGGGAAGGGGCGUACAUAAAUUAAAUGUAUGUAUAAAUACACGCAUCUACGGGCGCACACAGUAUCCGCACAUACGGCCCAGUACCUCACGCUCACCGGCCGUCCUCCCGCACUAACUGCUGGGCUAGUCAGCUGCGUGCCCUGCAGGCGGGGGAGGGCAGAGGGGGCGGCGCCCUAUGCAGAUGAGGAGGGUGUGGCGAGCGUGCCGCUCCGGGUCCCGGAAGCGCAGAGAAGCCCGGUAUAAAAAAAGUACUGAAGACAUUUUCCCCGCACAACUGCUAAAGCUCCAGAGACACGAGCGUGUGUGGCAGCAAGAGCCGCCAGUUCGGGACCAUCGCAGCUGGGGUGGCAGCGGCGCGGGAGGGGUCGCGGGGAGGGAGUGGUGAGCGCAAGCGGCAGGGGUCUGGGAAAGACGAAGUCGCUAGUUGCUGUCGGAGCGCGCUCGCAGCUCCUGAAGUGUUGCCGCCUCUCGGUUUCUCUCUCGCUCGCUGCGCUCCUAGAAGGGGCGGCCGCCUCCAGGUGACACAGACGGGACUCUCGCUUGCGCUUUCCAGAUGCAUCAGAGAUACUUUUGGACUGACCAGGGCCAAGUGGCGCUCGGCGGGCACUACAUGGCGGAGGGCGAAGGGUACUUCGCCAUGUCUGAGGACGAGCUGGCCUGCAGCCCCUACAUCCCCCUAGGCGGCGACUUCGGCGGCGGCGACUUCGGCGGCGGCGACUUCGGCGGCGGCGACUUCGGCGGCGGCGACUUCGGCGGCAGCGACUUCGGCGGCGGCGGCAGCUUCGGUGGGCAUUGCUUGGACUAUUGCGAAAGCCCCACGGCGCACUGCAAUGUGCUGAACUGGGAGCAAGUGCAGCGGCUGGACGGCAUCCUGAGCGAGACCAUUCCGAUUCACGGGCGCGGCAACUUCCCCACGCUCGAGCUGCAGCCGAGCCUGAUCGUGAAGGUGGUGCGGCGGCGCCUGGCCGAGAAGCGCAUCGGCGUCCGCGACGUGCGCCUCAACGGCUCGGCAGCCAGCCAUGUCCUGCACCAGGACAGCGGCCUGGGCUACAAGGACCUGGACCUCAUCUUCUGCGCCGACCUGCGCGGGGAAGGGGAGUUUCAGACUGUGAAGGACGUCGUGCUGGACUGCCUGUUGGACUUCUUACCCGAGGGGGUGAACAAAGAGAAGAUCACACCACUCACGCUCAAGGAAGCUUAUGUGCAGAAAAUGGUUAAAGUGUGCAAUGACUCUGACCGAUGGAGUCUUAUAUCCCUGUCAAACAACAGUGGCAAAAAUGUGGAACUGAAAUUUGUGGAUUCCCUCCGGAGGCAGUUUGAAUUCAGUGUAGAUUCUUUUCAAAUCAAAUUAGACUCUCUUCUGCUCUUUUAUGAAUGUUCAGAGAACCCAAUGACUGAGACAUUUCACCCCACAAUAAUCGGGGAGAGCGUCUAUGGCGAUUUCCAGGAAGCCUUUGAUCACCUUUGUAACAAGAUCAUUGCCACCAGGAACCCAGAGGAAAUCCGAGGGGGAGGCCUGCUUAAGUACUGCAACCUCUUGGUGAGGGGCUUUAGGCCCGCCUCUGAUGAAAUCAAGACCCUUCAAAGGUAUAUGUGUUCCAGGUUUUUCAUCGACUUCUCAGACAUUGGAGAGCAGCAGAGAAAACUGGAGUCCUAUUUGCAGAACCACUUUGUGGGAUUGGAAGACCGCAAGUAUGAGUAUCUCAUGACCCUUCAUGGAGUGGUAAAUGAGAGCACAGUGUGCCUGAUGGGACAUGAAAGAAGACAGACUUUAAACCUUAUCACCAUGCUGGCUAUCCGGGUGUUAGCUGACCAAAAUGUCAUUCCUAAUGUGGCUAAUGUCACUUGCUAUUACCAGCCAGCCCCCUAUGUAGCAGAUGCCAACUUUAGCAAUUACUACAUUGCACAGGUUCAGCCAGUAUUCACGUGCCAGCAACAGACCUACUCCACUUGGCUACCCUGCAAUUAAGAAUCAUUUAAAAAUGUCCUGUGGGGAAGCCAUUUCAGACAAGACAGGAGAGAAAAAAAAAAAAGAAAAAAAAAAAAGAGUGAUCCAGCCCUUAUUAGGGAUGUGUUUUGUGCAAUGAUGAUAUGCUCCUGGUUUUAAGUUUGGCAAAGCUUAUGUAUCUUUUAAUAGAUGUGGGAGCAUGAUCUCGAAAGGAUCCUUUUCCCUUCUCUUAUUCUCCUACCCAAUUGGAUUCUAUCCUGCAAAAAAAGAGAGACCUGUCAUUAAAAGCAACCAGGUUCUCCUGAUAUAACAAGAGAAGAAAUGUGUGAUGACAAUAUGGGUUUGCUGUAUCUGCUCCCAUAGCUUUGCCAUAGGAAAAAAAAAAAGUGGAAAGUUUCUUUUAAGAUGGAAUUCAUAAAAGGGAAAAUACAGAGGAAAAAAGGUCUCACUCCAACUUGUGAAUCAGUUUAGGAGUUCAGAUAUGAAUAGUAACAAUACAGGAAAAAGGGGAACUCCAACGUUGGGAUUACUGUCUGAGGCUUGUAGCAAGUGCUUUCUGUGGAAUGAUCUUGUUUUGCUAACAAACGGCUUGCUCCAAAUGAACAGUAGUAGGUUGGUGCAGUUCUGGUAACAAUCAGCAGAACUUAUGAUGACACAAUCCAUUAAUUCCAGCUGCAUGCAUAGAUCACAUUUUUAAAAUGUAAAAAUGCAAGCAAAAACAGCUGUAACAAAGAAAGUGUGCUCAAGGACCAAAGAUUUAACAGAUAAAAAUACCCAAUUAGAAGAGAUAUAGUAGAAUAUAUGAAGAGAGAUUAUAUUUGUUACACACCAAUAUACAUCAAAGUGCCUGUUGCCUUCUGAAAAUUUGAAGUGGCAAAAUUAUUUUAUGGUUUAAUGAUUAUUUUAUUUUAUCAGGGACUGCCUCAAGAAGAAAAUAACAUAUAAGCUUGUGAAUGGUGGAGAAAAUGCCCUAUUUUUUCUUGCAAAUACUUGUAUAAAGUUAACAUUUGUUGAUCUGAUAUUAUCAUAGGUACAUGUGUAUGUGUGUAUAAAUUAUGUGUGUGUAUAUAUAUACAUUUUAUAUAUACAUUUUAUAUGUAUAUAUACACAGUAGAUUGACUAUGAUCUAGAAUAAUGUCUCAAAUAGGAAAUGUUUAAAUACUGUGUGUUUUUAUGUUUUCAACAGGAUAACAUGAGACGUGGGCAUAUUGCAAUGAUGAAUUAAAUCCACAUCUAAAAAAAUUAAAUGAAGGAGGGAACCAAGUAAUAUGUUUCAUAGGAAGAGCAGAAAUUAUACUGUUUUAGUGGGAUUUUUUUUUCUUUUUUUUUUUUCUUUGGUGAGCCAUAGAAUUCCACAAAUGGGAGAAUAUUUGUUUGGCAGAGCACUCUUUUUUAUAUUGAACUGCCAUUUUGACAGUUUGAACCCAUUUAUUAAAAAAAUAUAAUUGCAUUCCUCUAUGAUGUUUAAUCUAGUGGAUCAUGGAUCAGUAAUAGGCUACUUAAAUCCCUCACUGCUAAAAAGGAUUUCCGGUGAUCUAAACACUACUUGCUAAUGUUUAAAUGAAUUUUAAUGAAUGCAUUCUGCAUUUCUGGACCACUAGAAUUUAGUAAUGUGAAAUGACCCUUUUUACAGUAUAUUUGCACAAUUGCUUAAAAUUUAUAUAUGAGAUAUAUAUUAUAUAUAACAUUUUAUAAAUCAUGUCAAUAUGAAACAUCUUUGAUCUGGUUGUCACACUGCAUUUAAAUAUUUAGUACUGUACUUUAAAUCGCUUUCCAUUAAAUCAAAUCCAACUUUAUUUUCUUUCUUACAAAAAUACCAGUUAUACCUUUGUGAAAUGAACUGGCAUUACUAUUUCAGUUCAAUAACAGCUAAUCCUAAAACCACCCUUUCUCCUAGCCUGUAGUUCCUCUAGAUACUGGUCUCUGAAAAUGCAUUUGUUAAAAACAAAACAAAACUAACACAUAAGAACCUUCCCUUUGUGUUGUGAAACAACCACGUAAUCUCCACAACCUUAGUGGAUGACUGCUUGCUAUGAUAAUUCCUCGAAGACCCAAUUAGAAGAUUUUCAUCAUCAGUUAAAGAGAGACCACGGGAGAAAAAAAUAUCCUCCUGUUGGCAGUAUAAUUUGUUUGUUUGUUUAUCUAGGGAUCCUCAGAUGCUUAGUGCUAGGUUAAUCCAGGUUAAUCCGUCUGGACUACCUUUUGUGCAUCUUUCUUUGAAGCCUUAAUGGGAACCUGAUGGGUUUGCUGUAGCAGCUUCCCUGUGAAUUCUGUCAGAGCUGCAACAGCCCCUGCACUGCCACUCAGUUUUCUAAGGAACUCCUCCUACUACCAUCUUGGCUCAGUCUCCCUCACUUAAGCCCUGGGUUUGAAAAAUUAAUUGCAACUUCCCAGGAAACAUUGUUCAGUUUGCAGAUUAAGCCUGGCACUCACCUAUCAGAAACCAGAGCUCCGCCUGCUUAGUUGUUUCAAAGUUUUCUGAAAGAAAACUAGGGGAGCACUUGUGAACACAGGAGCAGCUGGUGAUCUGCUUUCUUACCCUAACUCUUGACAAAUGAGUCGUCUACUAUUUUAGAGUCUGGAGGUCUCUGACUCUGCCAUAACAAUAACCUGCUGUUAAUUUAUAACACAGAUUUUUGUUUGGAAGAGCCUUAUUUGAAAUACACUUUGAUUUAUUUUCUUAAAUAUUUAUAUUCUUUUCUUGCUUACUUCAGGGUUGGUAGCUUAGUUGGAAGUGCCAGCACCUGGCACCUAUUCAUAUAGAACAGGCUGUACUCAAGACAACUUCCAGCAUUUACUUUAAGACUUAUAUAAUUUAUUUCUAUUUUGUGUGUACUAUAGUCUUGUGCAUAUGUAGUUGAACACACAGUGAAAUAUAUGUCUCUCUUUGUGGAUGUGUGGCCUAAAAAUUUGAAUGUCUGGUGAGAGAGAGCCAUGUGUAUAGGUCAGAGGAAAGAACAGCUCCUGACUCCCUAUUAGCGCCUGUGAUUUGUGUCCUUUUGUGUUUAUCUGGCCUAGUGUGCUGUUUCUUUAAACCAGGAAGAAGUUUUGUCUUUUGGAGGCUCUUCUCACCUGUCCAGCCUGGCAUGUCAGAGAACACAUAGCCUGUGACAAUGCCGUUUUUAAAGGUUUACUUAAUUUGCAGUAAAUCCAGCUGCCUCAAGAACUCCUACACCAAGAUGGACAUUUCCCUUCCAGAAAUGGGAUCAAGUAUCUGCUCACUUUGGUAUUGGAUGGACUAAUAAUGUAGCUCCAAAAAUGCAAGGAUGGAAGAAUAUGUGUAAUCCAAACCAAGGAAGGAAAUGAAAAGUGAACGUACUGUUUUUACCACCCCUUUCUGUUUGCUUAUUGUUGGUUGCUUCACUGUGCAUAAAGUUGUUUUCAAUGCAGUGCUUGUUAAAUAAAUAUUGUGAACUAUUUUGUAAAUGAAAUGUAUUAUGUUGAAAGCUGUCAGUUCAAAAAUAAGCUUUUUUGUUGUUGUUGAAGAUGAAGUGUGUUAGAUGAAACCAAAAAGCCAAAAAAAGUAAUUUCAUAUAUAGCAUCUAUUUGAAUAUAAUCUUUCUUUAAAAUUUCUUUUAGCAUAGCAUUUUCAGUGCUAAGAAAGAAUCUCUAUGUUACAUUUUGUUAAAAUAAUGGCUUUCUAACAAAGCAAAUGGUAAAGUACAAAGUUGGAAGAUGUCAAGUUAACGAGACUUGCUGCAAAGCCUUGCAGAACGGAGGAGGCUCUGCCUGCUGGCUGUCUCUCCCUCCAACCUCUCUACAAUCAUGCCUGCUUUGAGGUGUUCUGUUGCAGCAAGCUGCACCUUGGGUCACUCUUUUGGAAUAUUUUGACUAUAGGCUGCGUCACAGGCAGAAAAGGAGUUGAUGGAAAAUGGACUAAAAAGCUGACAUGUUUGAAUCAGUGCUAGAGGGAACAGAUUGUGAAUUUUGUUUACAGCAUCCAAUAUUUGGAUUUUUUUGUAAAUAAAAAGGUUAUUUUUUUCUAUUGA
Gorilla gorilla gorilla (western lowland gorilla) is the source of this 6340-nucleotide messenger RNA. It is a transcript of the gene TENT5A, whose product is annotated as terminal nucleotidyltransferase 5A. The coding region runs from base 957 to 2372 and encodes 471 amino acids. Gene Ontology annotation, molecular function: poly(A) RNA polymerase activity; RNA binding. Lineage: Eukaryota; Metazoa; Chordata; Mammalia; Primates; Hominidae. The transcript has 3 exons. Gene Ontology annotation, biological process: mRNA stabilization. The record is from RefSeq and is a predicted model, not a curated record.